This is a messenger RNA of Olea europaea var. sylvestris, 957 nucleotides long. Its product is annotated as V-type proton ATPase 16 kDa proteolipid subunit. NCBI's taxonomy places the organism in Eukaryota, Viridiplantae, Streptophyta, Magnoliopsida, Lamiales, Oleaceae. Gene Ontology annotation, molecular function: proton-transporting ATPase activity, rotational mechanism. Gene Ontology annotation, biological process: proton transmembrane transport. Gene Ontology annotation, cellular component: proton-transporting V-type ATPase, V0 domain. The record is from RefSeq and is a predicted model, not a curated record. The coding region runs from base 117 to 614 and encodes 165 amino acids. The transcript is spliced from 3 exons.
GAAGCUAAAUUAAUUCAACGAUAUCGUGACUUCAAUCAAACAACUCGUUCUCUCUGAGUUACCCGCAUUCCACCGAUCCGAUCCUCAUCUCCAGAUCCAAAUCAGAAUCCGAAAUAAUGUCAUCGACUUUUAGCGGCGAUGAGACGGCACCGUUCUUCGGCUUUCUCGGCGCUGCUGCCGCUCUAGUCUUCUCUUGUAUGGGAGCGGCGUACGGUACGGCGAAGAGCGGCGUUGGGGUGGCGUCCAUGGGUGUGAUGCGACCGGAGCUGGUGAUGAAGUCGAUUGUGCCAGUGGUUAUGGCUGGAGUGUUGGGUAUUUAUGGAUUAAUUAUUGCUGUGAUUAUUAGUACUGGAAUUAACCCCAAGGCUAAGUCUUAUUACUUGUUCGAUGGAUAUGCUCACCUUUCUUCCGGUCUCGCUUGUGGCCUCGCUGGCCUUUCUGCUGGUAUGGCCAUCGGUAUCGUCGGUGAUGCCGGUGUUAGAGCAAAUGCACAACAGCCAAAGCUCUUUGUUGGGAUGAUUCUUAUUCUUAUCUUUGCUGAAGCACUUGCUCUUUAUGGCCUCAUCGUUGGCAUCAUCCUCUCUUCUCGAGCCGGUCAGUCAAGAGCAGACUAGAAGACAUCAUUUGGCUUGAGAACUACGGUUUGUUACUAUCAAUUGCACACUAAAUUAUGUUCUCUCCAAUUCCAAAUGGUAGUUCGGGUGUGGCAGACUAUUUUUUUUUUUUUUUAAACUUUAUAUGUGCUUGGCAAUUGCUUAGCCUGAGGAAGUGGGUUAUUGAUACUGCGCUGAUGAUAUAUAGUAAAUGAUGAGUUGAGUUUGGUCCUUUCAGAAAUAAAGUUCUCAACUAGGCUUUGUGAUGAUGUUUUUUGAAAGGACAUAAUUUAGUUUUCCUUGGUAUCAAACCAUUAUGUGUAUGAAUCUGUUGAACAAUAAUUAUUAUAUAUAUUUGAUUACA